Molecule: messenger RNA, 471 nt
Organism: Humulus lupulus (European hop)
Lineage: Eukaryota; Viridiplantae; Streptophyta; Magnoliopsida; Rosales; Cannabaceae
Exons: 1
Coding region: 1-471 (156 amino acids)
Source: RefSeq, a predicted model, not a curated record
AUGAUAUGUCUCCUCUACGAGAGGGUUGCGUCAAGGUUGCUCACUCUCACCAUACGUUUUCCUAUUUGUGCGAAAGGGCUGUCGUGUCUGAUGAGUAAGGUGGAAAAAGAUGGGAAAAUUACAGGGUUUUCAUGCAACUACGGGCUGAGGAUCAGUCAUCUAUUUUUUGCAGAUGAUAGUGUGAUGUUCUGUAAAGCUUCGGUAGAGGAAUGUCAUGCUCUUUUGGAUGUUCUCUCUAUUUAUGAACACGCAUCGGAGCAGUCUGUGAAUCUGGCAAAAUCCUCAUUUACUUUUAGUCCCAAUGUGGACCAUGACACUAAGGAUGCUAUUAAGCAACUUACAGGGUUGGAGGAUUGUUCUGAAAUGGCCAAGUACUUGGGGCUCCCUUCUAUGGUUGGUAGGAAGAAGAUCAUUUUUCAGGACAUCAAAGACAGAGUGUGGAAGCGUCUCCAAGUUUGGAAAGGUAAAUAG